GGUGCCGGGCGGAGCUGUCCGUCGCUGGCGGUGCUGAGCGAGUGGCGGAGCCGCCGCCGCCCCGCGGAGCCCCGAUGGGAAAUGCAUCCAACACCUCAGUGUUCGUCUCCACCUUAUCGGAGAGAGAAGACCUGAUUUUUGGCACUCUCUAUUUAGUCUUUGGCAUCAUGUCCCUGUCUGGGAACUCCCUGCUGCUGCUGGUGGCCCAUCAGAAGAGGUCCCUGCUGAAACCUGCCGAGCUCUUCAUCGUCAACCUGGCCAUCAGUGACCUGAGCAUGACGGUGACGCUCUUCCCCUUGGCCACCUCCUCCUUGUUUGCACACAGGUGGCUCUUUGACCAGGCUGUGUGCACGCUCUACGCCUUCUGCGGGGUCCUGUUCGGGCUGAGCAGCCUGGCCAGCCUGACGGUGCUCAGCACGGUCUGCUGCCUCAAGGUCUGCUACCCGGCAUAUGGGAGCAGGUUCUCACACGGCCAUGCCAUGGGGCUGCUGCUGGCUGUGUGGGCCUACGCCCUGGCCUUCGCUGCCGCGCCCCUGGCCCGCUGGGGCAGCUACGGCCCCGAGCCCUACGGGACGGCCUGCUGCAUCACCUGGGAGCCCUCCAGCAAGGAGGCCAUGCUCUACAUCCUCGCCCUCCUCAUCUGCUGCUACCUGCUGCCCUGCCUGCUCAUCCUGGCGUCCUAUGCACUGAUCCUGUGGACGGUGUGGGCAUCACGGAGAGCCCUGAGGAGGCACAGGCACAUGUCCCCCCGGCGCGGGAACCGCGGCCUGCGCGGCCUGCACGGGCUGCUCCUCAGGCUGAGCAUCACCGUGUGCCUGGGGUUCCUGGCUGCCUGGACUCCCUACGCUGUGCUGGCGCUCUGGGCCCUGCUCGGGGAUGCCAGCCAGGUGCCAGCGCUGGCCUUCGUGCUCUCGGCCGUCUUUGCCAAGUCCUCGACGCUCUACAACCCGCUGGUGUGCCUGCUGCUCAAGCCCACCUUCCACAGGUUCCUCUCCAGGGACAGGGCUCCUCUCCUGCAGGCCCUGUGCACGCUCCUGUGCUGCGCCUGCCAGGGCACUGUGCUCCAGCCCGGCCCGGCCUGGGGCUGCAGGAGCUGCAGCGAUGUUCCUGAGCGUCUCAGUGCCUGCCCCCGGUGCUGCACUGCCCCCCGGCUGCCCGGCAGCCCUGCCCAGCGCGGGGCCCUGGCCGUGCUGGCCGGCGGAGCCGCGGGGCAGCCGGGGCUCAGGAGCGCGGUGCAGGUGAUGGUGCUGCUCACACGGAGAUGGUCAGGCCCGGGCACUGCCAGCGUGGCAGGGGAGCGUCUCCACCGGAGCCGCUCCAGAGCGAGUCCCUCUGCUCCCUCCGUCCCGCCGGCCGCCGCCAGAGGGCGGCAGCGAACAGCGCACCGGGCCGCAGGUGCGGCGCCACCGAGCCGAGGCACCGGCAACGGCCCGGAGGGACCGGGAACGGCCGGGAGGGACCGGGAACGGCCGGGAGGGACCGGCAACGGCCCGGAGGGACCGGCAACGGCCCGGGGGCACCGGGAACGGCCCGGAGGGACCGGCAACGGCCCGGGGGCACCGGGAACGGCCCGGAGGGACCGGCAACGGCCCGGAGGGACCGGGAACGGCCCGGGGGCACCGGCAACGGCCCGGAGGGACCGGGAACGGCCCGGAGGGACCGGCAACGGCCCGGGGGCACCGGGAACGGCCCGGAGGGACCGGCAACGGCCCGGGGGCACCGGCAACGGCUCGGGGGCACCGGCAACGGCCCGGAGGGACCGGCAACGGCCCGGGGGCACCGGCAACGGCCCGGGGGCACCGGGAACGGCCCGGAGGGACCGGGAACGGCCCGGAGGGACCGGCAACGGCCCGGGGGCACCGGGAACGGCCCGGAGGGACCGGCAACGGCCCGGGGGCACCGGCAACGGCCCGGAGGGACCGGCAACGGCCCGGGGGCACCGGCAACGGCCCGGGGGCACCGGGAACGGCGCGGAGGGACCGGCAACGGCCGGGAAUCGCCGGGAGGCGCGGCCCUCGGGCACGGCAGCGGGACUGGGGCAUUGUGCCACCCCGGGGUAA
Molecule: messenger RNA, 2060 nt
Organism: Melospiza georgiana
Lineage: Eukaryota; Metazoa; Chordata; Aves; Passeriformes; Passerellidae
Product: melanopsin-A-like
Exons: 7
Coding region: 75-2060 (661 amino acids)
Biological process (GO): G protein-coupled receptor signaling pathway
Cellular component (GO): membrane
Molecular function (GO): G protein-coupled receptor activity
Source: RefSeq, a predicted model, not a curated record